AGUUGGGCUGCUUGGGCCCACAGUCUUGCAGGUGUUUCAUUCAAAUGCUGCCCAAAAUCUGUUUGUUUGCAUGAGGUUGUCUGAGUAGCCAUGUCAGAAAUUAAAACGUGGGCACUGUGGAGGGCAGUUCUUGCUGAGUCUCUGGGAAUGAUCAUCUUUGUCUUCAUCGGCAUCUUAGCUGCAAUAGGGGACAAAAAUAAUACUUAUCCUGACCAAGAGAUAAAAGUGGCAUUUGCCUUUGGCCUAGCCAUUGCCACAUUAGCCCAGUGCAUAGGUCACAUUAGCGGUGCCCAUCUGAAUCCUGCCAUCACCCUGGGCCUCCUGGCCAGCUGCCAGAUGAGUGUCCUCAGAGCCUUUUUCUACAUAAUAGCUCAGAUUUUGGGAGCAGUGGCUGGGAGCGCCAUUGUGUAUGGUAUCAGGCCAGAAACCACAGAUUCACUUGGUGUUAACAAGCUAAAUGGAAUCAGCCAAAGUCAAGGUUUUGUCAUAGAAUUCCUGCUCACUCUUCAGCUGGUCCUGUGUGUGCUUGCAGUCACUGACAAAAGGCGUGAUCUCAGUGGACAUGCGCCUCUGGCUAUCGGACUCUCUGUAGGGUUGGGACACCUUGCUGGGAUCCGCUACACAGGAUGUGGUAUCAACCCAGCUCGAUCCUUUGGGCCUGCAAUUAUACAGGAGUCUUUUGAUGAUCAUUGGGUAUACUGGGGAGGACCAGUGAGUGCUGGUGUGGUGGCAGCUAUUCUGUACAAUUAUCUGCUGGCACCCAGAGAUGAGCCAUUCAGUGAAAAAGCAAGAAUCCUGUUGUGCAGUGGCUCAUCACCAGAAAAUGAAAUUGAGGAGCCCCUUCUGGAGGACGUUGUGAUGUAAAAUAGUCAAAGGAACCGGUCUGAGCGGAAAUUACUCCUGUAUACUGCAUAUUUUUGUAAAAUAAAA
Messenger RNA from Toxotes jaculatrix (banded archerfish), 930 nucleotides. RefSeq names its product aquaporin-1-like. Gene Ontology annotation, cellular component: membrane. Bases 91 to 864 code for a protein of 257 amino acids. The transcript is spliced from 4 exons. The record is from RefSeq and is a predicted model, not a curated record. Lineage: Eukaryota; Metazoa; Chordata; Actinopteri; Toxotidae. Gene Ontology annotation, molecular function: ammonium channel activity; carbon dioxide transmembrane transporter activity; water channel activity. Gene Ontology annotation, biological process: carbon dioxide transmembrane transport; renal water transport; hyperosmotic response.